CACAAAGACCUGGACGACCAAACCACUGUCGACUCCUACCUCCCAAUCACACACACACACACUGCUCUACACCCUGACUUUUCCUACUAAUCCACGAUUUCACCGUCAAAUUCACAUACGCAUCUGUUUGUUUCCCGGGAAAAUCUCCCCGUUUUUUUUUUUUCUUUCUUUUUAAACACGCCCACCUGAUUUGUUAUUAGUUCUGUCUAACACUACGUAUUCAACUCAGGUUCUAGUUGUUUGUUUUCCAAGAAAAUUUCACCCAUUCGAACGGAGAAAGAACCAUUUUGCGCACUAUGGCGACCCCAAAACCCCAAAAGAGGUCCCCGGAGGAAAUCGAGGACAUAAUCCUCAGGAAAAUCUUCCUGGUAUCGCUGACCGAUUCGGCCGAAUCAUCAGCACCGUCCGAUCCCCGAGUCGUCUACCUGGAGAUGACCGCGGCGGAGAUUCUGAGCGAGGGCAAAGAGAUGAGGCUCUCGAGAGACUUGAUGGAGAGGGUCCUGAUCGAUCGGCUCUCGGGGGGUUUCGUCUCCUCCGAACCGCCAUUCCAGUACCUUACCGGGUGCUAUCGGCGAGCCUACGAGGAGGGCAAGAAGAUAUCUUCCAUGAAGGACAAGAACGUGAGGUCCGAGAUGGAGUUUGUGGUGAGGCAAGCGAAGAAAUUGGCGGUGUCGUACUGUAGGAUUCACUUAGGGAACCCCGAAUUGUUUCAGAAUGCGAAUGCGAAUUCGAAGUCAGGUUCGAGCAAUUCCCCGUUGUUGCCGCUGGUUUUCGCGGAGGUUGGGGGCUCGAUGGACGGGUACGGAGCUGGUGGUAGCAGUGGCGGGACACAGUGCCCACCUGGCUUCUUGGAGGAGUUCUUUAGGGACUCGGAUUUCGAUAGCUUGGACCCCAUAUUGAAGGGAUUGUAUGAGGACUUGAGGGGCAGUGUGCUCAAGGUCUCGGCGCUCGGGAACUUUCAGCAGCCUUUGAGGGCUUUGCUGUAUUUGGUUAGCUUCCCGGUUGGUGCCAAAUCGUUGGUGAAUCACCCGUGGUGGAUUCCCAAAGGCGCCUAUUUGAACGGCCGGGUUAUCGAGAUGACCAGCAUACUGGGGCCAUUUUUUCAUGUUAGUGCUCUGCCUGAUCAUGCCAUUUUCAAGAGCCAGCCUGAUGUGGGACAGCAGUGCUUUUCAGAAGCAUCAAUUCGUCGACCGGCUGAUUUAUUAUCCUCAUUUACCACAAUUAAAACGGUUAUGAAUAACUUAUAUGAUGGUCUAUCAGAAGUUAUUCUCUCACUCCUUAAAAAUACGGACAUCCGUGAAAAUGUGCUCGAGUAUCUUGCAGAGGUGAUCAAUAAAAACUCGUCGAGGGCUCACAUCCAGGUUGAUCCUCUAUCGUGUGCAAGUUCAGGCAUGUUCGUCAGUCUCAGUGCUGUUAUGCUUCGGCUGUGUGAGCCGUUUUUAGACGCUAGCUUAACAAAAAGGGAUAAAAUUGAUCCCAAAUAUGUAUUUCACAGUAACCGACUGGAUUUAACAGGGUUGACUGCUCUUCAUGCAUCAUCAGAAGAAGUUGCGGAAUGGCUUAAUAAUACCAAUUUGGGGAAGACUGAUGGCUCUAGACAAUAUACUGAUGGUGAAAAUCGGUUGCUUCAAUCUCAAGAAGCUACCAGUUCUGGCAGUGGUGCUAGUGGCUCCUCUAAUGCAAAGCCAGCAUCAAGCGGUGAUAAAACUAAAUAUCCAUUUAUUUGCGAAUGCUUCUUUAUGACUGCAAGGGUGCUCCACUUGGGUUUAUUAAAAGCAUUUUCUGACUUUAAACAUUUAGUUCAGGACAUUCAAAGGUGUGAAGAUACUCUCUCUACUCUUAAAGACAUGCAAGGGCAUGCUCCUACUCCAGCAUUGGAGCCGGACAUUUCUCGCCUUGAGAAAGAAAUAGAGUUGUAUUCACAGGAAAAACUUUGUUAUGAAGCUCAGAUAUUGAGGGAUGGAGCACUUAUUCAGAAUGCUCUUUCUUUCUACCGGUUAGUGGUGGUUUGGUUGGUUGGCCUGGUUGGUGGAUUUAAGAUGCCUCUGCCAUCCGCUUGCCCAAUGGAGUUUGCAUGUAUGCCAGAGCAUUUUCUGGAAGAUGCCAUGGAAUUGCUUAUUUUUGCUUCCCGGAUUCCGAAAGCUUUGGAUGGGGUUUUGCUGGAUGACUUCAUGAACUUUAUUAUCAUGUUCAUGGCAAGUCCAAAUUUUAUUAGAAACCCUUAUCUCAGAGCAAAGAUGGUUGAAGUGCUAAACUGCUGGAUGCCACGUAGAAGUGGCUCAUCUAUUACAGCUACUCUAUUUGAAGGGCACCAACUCUCUCUUGAGUAUCUUGUGAGGAAUCUUCUGAAGCUCUAUGUUGACAUUGAGUUCACUGGUUCUCACACGCAGUUCUAUGACAAGUUUAACAUCCGUCACAAUAUUGCCGAACUUCUCGAAUACCUGUGGCAGGUCCCUAGUCAUCGUAAUGCUUGGAGACAGAUUGCCAAGGAGGAGGAAAAGGGUGUCUAUUUGACUUUCUUAAACUUCCUGAUUAAUGAUAGCAUCUAUCUUCUCGAUGAAAGUCUUAACAAAAUUCUUGAACUGAAAGAGUUGGAAGCCGAGAUGUCAAAUACCGCAGAAUGGGAGCAAAGACCAGCCCAAGAGAGGCAGGAGAGAACCCGACUAUUCCACUCCCAAGAGAAUAUUAUCCGGAUUGAUAUGAAGUUGGCAAAUGAGGAUGUGAGUAUGCUGGCAUUUACUUCGGAGCAGAUUACAGUUCCUUUCCUACUUCCUGAGAUGGUUGAGAGAGUGGCCAGCAUGCUCAAUUAUUUUUUGUUGCAACUUGUGGGUCCCCAAAGAAAAUCUCUUACUCUGAAAGAUCCUGAAAAAUAUGAAUUCCGUCCAAAACAGUUGCUUAAGCAGAUUGUCUACAUAUAUGUUCAUCUUGCAAAGGGUGAUACGGAAAACAUUUUCCCGGCUGCUAUAUCAAAAGAUGGUCGAUCAUACAAUGAACAGUUAUUUAGUGCUGCAGCAGAUGUUCUGCGAAGAAUUGGUGAAGAUGGAAGGGUAAUACAGGAAUUUAUUGAGCUAGGUGCCAAGGCCAAAGUUGCAGCUUCUGAGGCAAUGGACACUGAAGCUACUCUUGGAGAGAUACCUGAUGAAUUCCUUGACCCAAUUCAAUACACUUUGAUGAAGGAUCCAGUUAUCUUACCUUCUUCAAGGAUCACGGUAGACCGACCUGUCAUUCAAAGGCAUCUUCUUAGUGAUAAUACUGACCCUUUCAACCGUUCCCAUCUUACUGCGGACAUGCUGAUUCCAAACGAUGAGUUGAAGGGAAGAAUUGAAGAGUUCAUCAGGUCCCAGGAAAUGAAGCAGCAUGGGGAACGCCUUAGCAAGGAGAGCAUCAAGGCGACAAUACAAACCACGAAUAGUGAAAUGUUAAUCGAUUAGGACUGUAGGAUUCUGAAUUUUGGAGAUUCCUAUGAUGGGGGACGAGACGGACAGUGGAAAAGUGGAUUUGUAAUUAUUUCAAUGCCAGUCAUAGCAUUUAUAUGUUUAGAGUUUUAACAUUAUUUUUUGUAAAAAUUCAAUGUAAGAAAAGCCGGUUAUGGGCUUAAUGAUAA
This is a messenger RNA of Corylus avellana, 3604 nucleotides long. Lineage: Eukaryota; Viridiplantae; Streptophyta; Magnoliopsida; Fagales; Betulaceae. The record is from RefSeq and is a predicted model, not a curated record.